UCUUUCCCACAUUCUCUCUUGUGCUCUCUGCAUCUUAUCCGACCCCUCCUCCUUCUUCUGCUUCCAUUCAGAUUAUUUACCCAUCUCCUCCUCACUUCCUCUGCUGUGUCUUUCUCCUGUCCCUCUCUUCUCCGUCUUCCUUGUUGCUGCUGCCUCACCCUCACAUCCCUCCCUUCCUAUCAACGCUCCCGCCCUCCUCUUCCUCCUCCUCCUCCUCCUCCUGCUCUUGGAGAUCUUCAAAGCUGCCCAGCACACACUUGCACAUAGCAUAACACUCUGCUCUCCUGCGUGGGAAAACAUGUCAGCUAUUCUGGACCUGGACCAGAUUGCAUGCUCUGGGAAUGGAGUGGAGCAUGACAUUGAGACUCCCCAUGGCGUUCUCCAUGUGACGAUGAGAGGCGUUCCCAAGGGCAACAGACCCGUCAUCCUCACCUAUCACGACAUCGGCCUCAACCACAAGUCAUGCUUCAACACCCUGUUCAACUACGAGGACAUGCAGGAGAUCACGCAGCACUUUGCAGUGGUUCACGUGGACGCGCCCGGUCAGCAGGAGGGUGCCCCUCCCUUCCCCAGCGGUUAUCGCUACCCCACCAUGGAGGAGCUGGCUGAAAUGCUGCCCUCUGUGAUGACUCAGCUAAAGGUCAACAGCAUGAUCGGCAUCGGCGUGGGAGCAGGAGCCUACAUCCUCUCCCUCUUUGCACUGAACCACCCCAGCUUGGUGGAGGGUCUGGUUCUGAUCAAUGUGGACCCCUGUGCCGAGGGCUGGAUCGACUGGGCCGCUUCAAAGCUGUCUGGAUGGACCAGUGAUCUGGUGGAUAUCAUCAUGUCUCACCACUUCAGCGCCGAUGAGCUGUCCGACAACCUGGAGCUGAUCCAGACCUACCGCCUCCACAUCGCUCAAGACAUCAACCAGGACAACCUGGCCCUCUUCUGUGGCUCCUACCAAUACCGUCAGGACCUUGAUAUCGAGAGGCCAAUCGUGGGUCUGAACGAGGACACAGUUAAAACACUAAAAUGCCCUGCGUUGCUGGUGGUCGGUGACACGGCCCCUGCUGUGGAGGCUGUGGUGGAGUGUAAUUCCAGGUUAAAUCCAAUCAAGACUACACUGCUAAAGAUGGCUGAUUGUGGAGGCUUACCCCAAGUUGUGCAGCCAGGGAAACUUGCUGAGGCCUUCAAGUACUUUGUUCAGGGAAUGGGCUACAUUCCCUACGUUCUUCUCAGUCACCUGAGCAACGAAUCAGUGGCGACGGCAGGAAUGACUCGGCUGGCUCGCUCCCGCACCGCCUCCUCCUCCUCCAUCACCUCCAUGGACAGCAGUCGCAGCCGCAACAACCUCAACAGCCUGCUGGAGGGCAGCGCCACCGGGGGUCUGGACAACCAGGUCGGACCCCAGACCAUGGAGGUCUCCUGCUAAACCCUGAACCCCCCACCCUCCCUCCCCCUGCACAUUCCCAUAGUAACUUAUGUGCCCCUCUCUUUCUCUCUCUCCCCCUCUAUCUAUCUUUCUCUCACCCUGCAACUCAAACGCCAGCAGGAUCUGUAAUGUGAUUAGAAAAGGAUGUAAUAAAUAUAUUAACAGAUGCAUAUUAUUAAAUAUAUCAUAUUUAAUACACUGUCAAAGUCACAUUCCUGUACCAGAUACCAUGACUACAAUCAAACGUGUUGUAUAUUCCAAUGGUCAGACCAUAUCAUUCACUCAACCCCUUGUAUUUAUUUUUUUUCUCGUUGUCUUUGUUUUAAAUGUCUUCACACACACACUGUAGACGUCCUCCACGUGUUCAAAGUAAGGUUUUUUUUAAAUUAUGCAGUACUACACUCGGCUCUCUCCUGUUGUGAUCUCUAAACUCAUUGAUUCUGAGCCACUCUGUCUUUGUGUUUUAAUCCCAAACGUUCUGCAAUGUGAAUUAGUCACAAAGUGCACAGAGGGAUCACUCGACCUGCUGUAGCUGCAGAAAUCAAGUGAAGGAGCAUUGCAGACUGUAGCACACUUUCAUCAUAUCUAAACUCAAGCUUGUGGAGUGAGCUGCUUUUAAAACAUUCCUGUAGUGUACCAGUGUUUCAGCAUCACUCCACCUAUUUUGUAUUCUUUUUGUCACGAAGCUCAUCUCCCUUUUUUCUUUCUUCUGUGUUAAUUUUUUUUGUUCAGUGAUUUUAACAAGUGGGUCAUGAUGUGAAAAGUAUUGAGUCCCUUCUCUGACGGGCCAGUGGUGCUUCUCACUGUCUGCUGAUUCAACUCAUUUAUAUUACUACUGAAUAAAGCUUCAACAUGAC
Molecule: messenger RNA, 2271 nt
Organism: Trematomus bernacchii (emerald rockcod)
Lineage: Eukaryota; Metazoa; Chordata; Actinopteri; Perciformes; Nototheniidae
Gene: ndrg3a
Product: ndrg family member 3a
Exons: 15
Coding region: 299-1414 (371 amino acids)
Biological process (GO): signal transduction
Cellular component (GO): cytoplasm
Source: RefSeq, a predicted model, not a curated record